AUACCUGUAUUCUUCUUCUUGACCGUGAUCUUUGGCACUAGAGCAUACUCUUGCCCGUACAGGAAUGUCGAGAAGGGCGUCAUGCUGCUUUAUGUGCUUGUGAAAGGGAUCCACAAGCUGGACUGUGUUGCGUUGGAUAACGGAUACACUCUGUUUAUCGGCAAGCUACUAGAAAGUGCGGACGAGCUCCAGUACGAGAACUUCUGCUACCCAAUCCACAAAAGGCGCGGAAUUGCACUGACUGAGGAAGAGAAGGCUUACAAUGAGAUCUUCGGGAGCUUCCGUUCUCGUAUUGAGAGCUACUUCGGGGAGAUGCAGUCGACGUUCACAAAGUUCAGUCAUACAGUUGUGAACAAGGCGGCAGAGAAAGAGAUGUUUGGCGUUCAGUACAAUCUGGCAUGCCUCCUGAUGAACAUCAAAAGGUUCGUUGCACUCAGGAAUAUCCCCACUGAACAACAUCACACUUUGUGGCUUCAGGACGGCUUUGACUACCCCAACAAGGCAGAGCAAGAGACCAUGUACACUCUUCCGAACAUCCAAGUUAAGCUGUCACAGAGCAAGGAUUUG
Messenger RNA from Gamsiella multidivaricata, 567 nucleotides. RefSeq lists its product as uncharacterized. The annotation marks the transcript as partial. Lineage: Eukaryota; Fungi; Mortierellomycota; Mortierellomycetes; Mortierellales; Mortierellaceae. The record is from RefSeq and is a predicted model, not a curated record. The transcript is spliced from 2 exons.